CGGAGCACACAACUGGUUGUGGCUUUCACGAGGCAACUACACCGCGCGCUCAUCCUCUUCGUGUGUGCAUUCUCGCGUCAUCUUCUGUUUUCUGUUUAAUCCCGUUUAGUCCCGUAGUCCAGCACGCGUUGUUUCGUAUAACAUAUAAAUAUCGUGGAAGGAAUCCGUCAACUUUUCUUAAUUUUAAUAUUCGAAAUGCCGUUAUACGAUUAAUCGAGUUUCACGCGAACUGUCAAAGAAUUUAAUUCGCCAGAAGAAAUCGUGCUGUAACAUCCGUGUAGCUAAUCUCAUCCGGUCGUGAACGUUAUAGUAAAACGAGGUGCUGUCACGUGCUCUUGCACCCGUGAAAUCGGCACCGAUUUACGAUACUUCGUGGACCAUGAGUCGUGUUAGAAGACUUUAACGUUGUUUACAGCAUAACGUAACUCGUGUUUACGGCUACUCGGUACGUACAACCGGUUAAGCACGUGGUGGACAGGAUGCUCCUAAAAUUGGCAGUGUUGCUGUUCGUUUUCGUGCGGCCAGGUGCAAGUUAUUUCAACCUUUUUCUCAGCCAAGCAGAAGUGCGGAAACUAAUGGGUCUGCAGGCGGAAUUGUUUUACGUAAGAGAAGGCGUUAUAAACGAGUACGCGAUUAAAUUCGUCGUCCCGGUGCCAGCCCAGGUUCACAAGCUGCAUUUCACUUGGGAGAAUCUCGCCGGCAGGCCGCUGCCGUACACGAUGUCGGUGGACAUCAGCAAUCCGUCAGCGCUGACCAGCUCCCUCAAUAUAUCCCAGGCCGGUGAGAUCCCGGUCGGUGGGCUGCAGACGUGGGCCCUGGCCCUCCAUUGCGGCCCCUACGACGCCGAGGUCGAUCUCAGCCUUCGAAUAAACGUCUCCCUGUCGAGGAGGAACACGACCAGCCUCGAUUUCAGGCGGAAGAAAAUAUGUCUGAAGGAUAAGAGCAACGUGGGCGCGGAGGAGGUCCUCGUGGCCGCUUCCGGAUCCUCGUCCGGCGGACAAGUGUUCUACGCGGCGAUAGGCUGCGCCUGCGCGUUCAUCGCCGCCAUUUUCGUCCUCGUUAUCGCUUACUACGUUCGCGACAAGAAGACAAGGAGGCAUCGUGAUCCUCUCCAGGAAUCGAGGGGCCUGAGCUCCGCGUGCAGCGUGGAAAGGGGCACAGGAGUCGGACCCGCGCAAACCUUUUUGUCACCCGAAACACCUCCGCCUGCCUCCGCGACAUCCACCUCGACCUACAGACGAUUGGACGAUCGACCCAGCCGAGAAUUGCACGAGAGGAUUCAAGAGAUCACCGUCCAAAGAUGCAGGGUACGCCUCCUCAGCAUCGAGAUGGAGGGCACAUUCGGUCGCGUGUACAGAGGCAGUUAUCACGAGGAGGGCGCGUCCUCCCCGAGGGAUGUCCUGGUGAAAACUGCCGCCGAACAUGCAUCACAGUCACAAGUCGCCCUUCUGCUACGAGAGGGUUUAGCCCUGUACGGUUUGAGCCAUCCAGCCCUGCUCCCUGUUUUGGGCGUCUCGAUCGAGGAUAGAAGCGCUCCUUUCCUCCUCUACCCGCACACCGGUUACAAGAACAUGAAGAGGUUCUUGGUGAGGUGCAAGCUGAGCAGCGAAGGGCCACCGAGAGCACUCACCACGCAAGAAGUCGUGGAAAUGGCACUUCAGGCCGCCAAAGGGGUCCAGUAUCUUCACAGAAAGAGGCUGGUGCACAGAGACCUGGCCGCCAGGAAUUGCGUCGUUGACGACGAUCUGAGAGUUCAAAUCACGGACAACGCCCUGGCCAGGGACCUGUUCCCUCAAGAUUAUCAUUGCCUCGGGGACAACGAGAAUCGUCCCAUCAAGUGGCUGGCCAUCGAAAGUUUGCUCAACAAGACGUUCAGCACCGCCUCCGACGUGUGGGCAUUCGGCGUAUUGUUAUGGGAGUUGACCACGUUGGCCCAGCAACCGUACGUGGAGGUAGACGCGUUCGAGAUGGCUUCCUACCUCAGAGACGGUUACAGAUUGGCGCAACCGAUAAAUUGUCCCGAUGAGCUGUUCGCCGUUAUGGCUUAUUGCUGGGCAAUGUCCGCCGACGAGAGGCCGACGUUUAGCCAGUUGAUCGUCUGCCUUCAAGAUUUCCAUACUCAAUUGACCAGAUACGUUUAAAACCGUUCCACCGUUUUCGAUUCGGGAAAAAUACGAAUUCUUUGAGAAUUUUCACGAUCGAAAAUAUAUAUAUGUAUAUAUAUAUAUAUAUAUAUUACAUAUAUAUAUAUAUAUGUAAUAGCGUUUUAGUACUUAAAGGAUUAUUUGAAGAGGAAAUUAUCGAGAUAUAUAUAUAUAUAAAUAUUCGCGACGAAAAUGAUAUCGGCCGUUUUUAUUCGGAUCAUAUUUUGAAAGAAAGAGAAAGAAAAAAAGGGUAUUUAUCGUAGAAAUUUAUCGUGUAAAUUCUUCUCCGAAAGUAGGAUGCAGGCACGUAUAAUUUCUGUAAUAACCGGUUAAUAACCGGUUACACGCUGUAAGAAAGUUUGGAGUUAGAAGACGUAUAAUUUAUCUCUUUGUAAGACUGAAUUAAUUAAUUAAUUAAUUGAUUAAUCACCGCCCACGUUGUAGGUCCGAAACCACGAUAUUUAAAAAAAAAAAAACGAACUGGCAAACAACCCUGCAUCAAAAAAACUGCCAAUUUCUCGUACUCGCUUAAUGCUCGAGCAUUAAUCGAGCAAAAAGAAGAGGAAAAAAAGAAGCAAUUUUUUAAAUUGUGAUUGUGAUACGCUUCGCUUGCCACGUAAAGAGUGUUUCGAGUGUGCCAAUACACCCUUCCCCUCCUAUCCCCUUCUUUGUAUUUUUGUAUAUAUUUACAUCUCCAUAUAUGUAUAUGUAUUAGCAUUAACGAAUAAGAAGAAUCGUCCGUCUCGACGAGAAAUUUCUGUAUAUAUAUAUAGCGAACAAUGGAUAGAUACGAGAUGUACAGAUCGCCGGACAAUUAACAAUUACAAUAAAGCGUAAUGUAUUACGAUGCACGAACGAUCGAUACGAUUGGUCCACGAUCGAUAACGA
Messenger RNA from Apis florea (little honeybee), 3032 nucleotides. It is a transcript of the gene dnt, whose product is annotated as tyrosine-protein kinase Dnt. The record is from RefSeq and is a predicted model, not a curated record. Gene Ontology annotation, biological process: positive regulation of phosphatidylinositol 3-kinase/protein kinase B signal transduction; axonogenesis; protein phosphorylation. Lineage: Eukaryota; Metazoa; Arthropoda; Insecta; Hymenoptera; Apidae. Gene Ontology annotation, cellular component: plasma membrane; signaling receptor complex. Gene Ontology annotation, molecular function: ATP binding; protein tyrosine kinase activity.